UAUUACAAUGCUAAUGUUAUUAUAUGAAGAUUUUUAUAUAUUAUUGGAUAAUCUGGAUUUAUCAGAAGAAAUGAUGAAUGGAGAAAGAACUUGGUCAACUUAUCUUCCAUUACUUUAUCGUAUAAAUCAAAUUAUUGGGCAUUAUCCAAAUAUAAAAGGUCUUUAUUUAUUUGAUAUUGUUCCACAACGUAAUUAUGGAACUUGUUAUAUGCCUAUUAAGACAAAUCAUUUAUAUGAUAUAUUAAAGCGUGCUAGUAAUAAUCUAGUUGUAGAAAUUUCAAAAACACAAUUUGGAGAUUCUACAAGAAGUAAUUGGGCUCAAAUUUUUAAUAUAUAA
Molecule: messenger RNA, 337 nt
Organism: Funneliformis geosporum
Lineage: Eukaryota; Fungi; Glomeromycota; Glomeromycetes; Glomerales; Glomeraceae
Source: the annotation of a GenBank genome assembly